AUGUUUAAUGAAGAAAAUCUAUUGAAAUUAUUUGAAUAUUUAACUUUAAUAACAUUAUAUUUAUAUGAAUUUAUUGAUAUAUUUUCUAUUCUUCAAUAUACACCAAAUUUAAUAUAUUUAAACGUUAAAACAACAUUAAGUGAUAGUCAUAAAAUACAAAAUAAAUGUAUUAAUAUAAUUAGUAUUAAAUUAAAACAAUUAUAUUUAACAUUAUAUUAUGAAACAUUCUAUAUGAUUGGAAAAUGUUGA
Adineta steineri is the source of this 249-nucleotide messenger RNA. The record is from the annotation of a GenBank genome assembly. Lineage: Eukaryota; Metazoa; Rotifera; Eurotatoria; Adinetida; Adinetidae.